AUGAACGCCCAGCUCCGAACUCUCUCCAAGGCAAUAAAGUCUCUCGACCGGACAGCGGAACCCAAACAGCAACAGCACACCGAAGAAGUCCACCAGGAAGCCAGCCCGUAUCCGUCAAUAAACGCUUCAGACGGAGAAACACGACUCAUUGAACUCCUGCCUGGAGCCUUUUCUGACCAGAUAAACGUACGGCUGUCGAGAGCUACCAUAACAGGCUGCACCGAGUACGAUGCCUUGUCAUACGUCUGGGGACAGGAAAUUUCAACAACCCCAGCACUGGUAAACGGCAUUCCUGUAAAGAUAACCGUGAAUCUAGAGGGGGCACUGCGACACCUCCGAAAGGAGACCGCCUCUCGGAUUAUAUGGAUCGAUGCCCUCAGCAUCAGUCAACACGAUGUCAAUGAGCGGAACAGGCAGGUCCAGAACAUGGGAACGAUAUACGCUUCCGCCCGCCAAGUCAUCAUUUGGCUCGGGGAUGGCGCCGGCGAUUCAGAGCAGGUGAAGCCUGCGUUUGACUUCAUGAAGACUGGUGUCUUUCCUACAAAGGAAGACCCAUUUUUCGAUCUGCGGAGCGCGUUCUACUACAUACGUAGUUCUGAAUGGUUCGACCGCGUCUGGGUUAUUCAAGAACUUGUACUUGCGACUGAAGACCCCAUCGUCUACCAUAGACAUGAUUUCGUAUCGUGGUCA
Trematosphaeria pertusa is the source of this 690-nucleotide messenger RNA. RefSeq names its product HET-domain-containing protein. The record is from RefSeq and is a predicted model, not a curated record. The annotation marks the transcript as partial. The transcript has a single exon. NCBI's taxonomy places the organism in Eukaryota, Fungi, Ascomycota, Dothideomycetes, Pleosporales, Trematosphaeriaceae.